GUUGAAUUGCGAAAAUUGGAGGGAAAAAAAAUACAUUUUAGAAAGAAAAAAAAAAAGUAAAAAGGAGUAGCACUAAGCUUAGACCUUAGUCUCUAAAAAGAGAGGGUAGGUGCAUUGGAUUUACUUCCCCCACGCGAGACCACGGUGUGGUAGUUCACAACACAACAAAUUCUUACAAGUGAUCGAUCGAUAUAAAGAAGAAGACAACAAAGCAAAACGCCAAUUCAGAGAGAGAGAGAGAGAGAGAGAAGAAUAAAAAUAAAGAAAGAAAGCGUGGGUGGGUCUCUCCUCCAACCUUCAAUUUCGCAUUUUCUAUUUCAAUUCCAACAAAGAAACAUGGAGGUGGGUCAGAUGCGGAGACAAUGGGUGGACUACAUCAAAUCCUUGUUCACCGAGGAGUUUUUGGAUGGUCAAUUUCUGCAACUUCAGCAGCUACAAGAUGAGAAUAACCCUGAGUUUGUUGUUGAAGUGGUUUCUCUUUUCUUUGAAGAUUCUGAGAGGAUUCUCAAAGAUCUCUCCUUUUCUUUGGAUCAGCAAAGUGUUGACUUCAAAAAAGUUGAUGCUCAUGUUCACCAAUUUAAGGGUAGCAGUGCAAGCAUAGGUGCACAGAGGGUGAAAAACUCCUGCAUUGCUUUUCGCAACUUCUGCGAGGAACAAAACAUAGAUGCUUGCCUCAGAUGUUUGCAGCAAGUGAAGCAAGAGUACUUCCUAGUCAAGAAUAAGCUUGAAAAUUUAUUGAGGCUUGAGCAGCAGAUAGUGGCAGCUGGCGGUUCGAUCCCUAUGAUGGAACUAAGUUUCUAAGUGAGUGAAAUUUGUAGAGAUGCUUGUAUUGUGAUAAUGUGAUCCUCUUCUCUGUUGAGGAUACUCUAUUUCUCUGUUGUCUCUUGUGAAUGUAUGGAUUUUUAUGUGGAUAGAAGUUUUCAUCCAAUGUACCUUCUUCUUCUUCACAAGAAAACACUUUCAUAAUUUGUAAUCUUUUUACAUGCUUUAAUCAAGGUUAAUGGCACCAAUAUUGAACUUGCCUCUUUUU
This is a messenger RNA of Cicer arietinum (chickpea), 1030 nucleotides long. Its product is annotated as histidine-containing phosphotransfer protein 1. Gene Ontology annotation, biological process: phosphorelay signal transduction system; phosphorylation; cytokinin-activated signaling pathway. The record is from RefSeq and is a predicted model, not a curated record. Gene Ontology annotation, cellular component: nucleus; cytoplasm. Gene Ontology annotation, molecular function: histidine phosphotransfer kinase activity; protein histidine kinase binding. NCBI's taxonomy places the organism in Eukaryota, Viridiplantae, Streptophyta, Magnoliopsida, Fabales, Fabaceae.